This is a messenger RNA of Paramacrobiotus metropolitanus, 1604 nucleotides long. RefSeq names its product trypsin-1-like. The transcript is spliced from 5 exons. Gene Ontology annotation, biological process: proteolysis. NCBI's taxonomy places the organism in Eukaryota, Metazoa, Tardigrada, Eutardigrada, Parachela, Macrobiotidae. The record is from RefSeq and is a predicted model, not a curated record. Gene Ontology annotation, molecular function: serine-type endopeptidase activity. Bases 239 to 1333 code for a protein of 364 amino acids.
AAUUCGGUACAACUACAGGCGGAUCCGGUAUCGGUGUACGCACAUCCGACCCAAGAACGUCGCUUCAUUAUACCGUCCAUCGACUACUUGUGUUGUUGUUGUCGAUCGUGGUGAAUUCUGCCAACGAAUAAGACAUCGGGAUUUGUCGAACCGAUCGGUGUGCGUUUAGCGGCUAACAAGAAGUGGACCGUGGACGCUGAAUACAUUAAUUUUAUUUGAUAUUAUUGACUAAGCGACGAUGCGGUGGAGCGCAGCGCGGUUGCUGAGCGCCCUUCCGGUCGGCUUACUGCUGCAGCUGCUGCCCACCUGGCUGCUGCUCCUCUCCAACGCCGUCACCGCCCAGUCGCAGCAGCUGCAGUGCGGCUCGCCCAAAUCCUUCGACGUCAUCGCGCUUUGGCAGCAGUUUAAUCGCUCGCGGAAGAAGCGCAUGUUGCCGGGUCAGCGUCCGGAUCUGAGCGAGAAGGUGAUCCGUCGCCAGCAGGACAUCAUCCAGCCGUGGAGCGUCGACCUGACCAAGAGUCACAACGUCGAGGAGGUGCACAACAAGAUCGUAGGCGGCUGGGACAUCCACGACAAGACCGGCGGCCAGAUCUGCUGGCAGGUGGGCAUCAUCAUCGGGACGGCGGACGGGUACUUUAACUGCGGCGGCAGCAUCAUCGGCUCGCACACCAUCCUGACCGCCGCCCACUGCGUCUUCAGCCGGCGCGGCGCCGUCCGCCCGCCCACCGACUUCACCGUCGUCGUCGGCGCCCUCGACGGCGGAUUCGACGGCAGCAACGCCAAGGAGGGCGCUGCCAACUGCGGGAGGUCCUUUAACGUCUCAAAGGUUCAACCGCAUCCCAACUACACGCCCAUGAGCAGCGGCAACAACGACCUGGCCCUCUUAACGCUCAUCGGCGACAUCGACCUAUCCGGGACGUGCGCCUGCGCCAUCUGUCUGACGGACAAGAGCCCGGCGGUGGGCGAGUGGACGGCCGUCAGCGGCUAUGGCGACGUGUCCGAGGGCGGCGCCGACGACCCCAACCCCAUCCCGCUGCGCUUCGUCUACCUGCAGAUCCUGGACAACAACCGGCGCCUGUGCAGCUUCAACACCGGCACGGACGCCGACCUAUUCCUGUGCGCCGGGGAUGUGGUCGGCCAGGAUUCGUGUCAGGGUGAUAGCGGUGGGCCGCUGUUCGCAUGGGACACGGGGAACAAGGUGUACUACUUAGCCGGCAUCGUCUCCUUCGGGGAGGGAUGCGCGCGCGGCACCGGCGGUCAGUACACCAAGGUGCAAAAGUACCUGCCCUGGAUCCGGCAGAACGGUCAGUCCACCGGACUCAGUAUCGUCUGAAAAGGGAAACAUAUGCAGCCCAGUCCACUAAUCGAUCGGAUGGUUUAUUCAGUCAACUCGUAUACCCGCCGGGCAUUUGUUUUCACACACGUUCCCUACGUGCUAUGUAUGCCAUCCAAGGUGAUAAUAAUUAUGUAUGCCAGCUAUGUAUGCCAGCCGGCUGGUUUUUAUUUUAUACGAAUUUUUUACUGCAACGUUUUGUAUGCUCACACGGGGAAUGCAAUUUUUCUUAACUGGAUGAUCAAUUGCUGUGAUAAAACAAAAUGCUGGC